AUUUUGACUCGCAUCAAGAAAUGAAAUGGGAGAGAGUCAGUAACUUUUUGAGUAUUCCUGUAGCCAUUGAGAAAAUCAUCGGAUUUGGUAUCAUCCUAUGUUUUGACUCUUUCCUCUAUACGUUCACAAUACUACCAAUACGAGCUGUUUUGGCAGCCUAUCGUCUAUUUGUCAACUGGAUCACUCUGAAGUUCAAGGCCGAUAUCAUUCGAGCCUUACUCCUCAUUACAUCUCUGACGAUUCUCGCGCCAUUGACGGAUGCCAGUAAAAUAUACCACACAAUUCGCCUCCAGGAAACUGUCAAGCUCUAUGUCAUAUUCAAUGCAGUCGAGCCAGUUGCUACGGUUAUGCUGUCCGAGGUUGCCGUAGAUUGGCUUAAGCAUGCUUUUAUUACCAAAUUUAAUCAUAUUCGCCCUAGUGUCUAUGAACGAUAUACGGAUGUCCUUUGUCUGGACCUGGCUAGUGGGAGUGCCAUCGGUAGACAUGGUGCACGAAAACACACCUAUGUAGACCAAUCACCGCUUGUGGCCCGCCGUUUAGGAUUCGCUUCGUUACCUCUUGCCUGCAUGACAUUCAUCCUUGCUGCACAAGCUUUCAACGCCAGCAUCGCUUCAGAUUCAACUCAAUUGCGUUAUUAUGCUCAAAGAUACGUUAAAUAUGGCGUCUUGUUGACACUAGCCUGGGCAUGGUGA
Molecule: messenger RNA, 692 nt
Organism: Acaulospora colombiana
Lineage: Eukaryota; Fungi; Glomeromycota; Glomeromycetes; Diversisporales; Acaulosporaceae
Source: the annotation of a GenBank genome assembly